Messenger RNA from Staurois parvus, 318 nucleotides. The record is from the annotation of a GenBank genome assembly. NCBI's taxonomy places the organism in Eukaryota, Metazoa, Chordata, Amphibia, Anura, Ranidae.
GAGGCGGGGACAUGUUGUGACAUCACACAAUCCUUUACAUUGAUGGCUGGACUUUGGGAGGCGGGGACAUGUUACGUCACACAAUCCUUUACAUUGGAGGCCAGACUUUGGGGGAGGCGGGGACAUGUGACGUCACACAAUCCUUUACAUUGGAGGCCAGACAUUGGGAGGCGGGGACAUGUUGUGACAUCACACAGUCCUUUACAUUGAUGGCUGGACUUUGGGAGGCGGGGACAUGUUGUGACGUCACACAAUCCUUUACAUUAGGAGACGGGCACAUGUGACAUCACACAGUCCUUUAUAUUGGAUGCCAGACAU